UUAACACGUUCAUAGGACACUUGCACAGAACUAUAUGAGAGAGAUAAAGGACACUGUUGUAGAACAGAAGGACCCAGGGAUACAAUUACAGAAUUCCCCGACGAUCGUGUCAGAGGAAAAAAAAAGUGAUUAUGGUAGAGAAGGAGCAGAAAAGAUUCACAGAGAUGUUGGGAUUGCAGUGAGAAGGAGAAAGCAAACAGGCUGGGACUUUUCCCUGGAAAGAAACACUGUAAUCCAGCCAUAUGCUGACAUUGCCUUGAUAAUUGAGAUAUGUCACAUGGUGCAGGAGAGACCUGUACAGAUGGUUGCUGGGAGAUGGAUCGAUACAAUGAGCUGAAACUUCUACUGAAGAAGUGGGAGACUUUAUUCUUUGAGGAACAUAAGCGUAAGCCAAAUAAGGUGGAUGUGGCCAGAGCUUCAGAAGAGACACAAGAAUUAUACAGCGAGUACAGGGCUAUAAAGAAAAGUAGAGAGAGUCUUGCUACAGAAAACCAUCAAAACGUACACUCGGAAUCUGUGAGUAAGCUCUCACAGGGCAGUAGCCAAGAUGAGAAGAAAGAAAAGACUGGUGGAUCUACUGUCUGGGGAUCACACCUAAAUCGGCAGAACAACCGUGUUCAGGAGCUUACGCUAAAGGAGCACAUAACCAUUGCCACAUCAGCCCAAUAUUAUGGAAUGAAACUGAAGGAGAAGCUUGGAACAUCAGGAAAAGAGAGGCCAGUCUCCCUACGUAAGUCAAUAGUUCCAAGAAGACCUCGCAUGUCCACAGAGAUUAAGGACAACAAAAUUGAUCAGGUUGUUGGAACAGAAGCUGCCACAUUUGAGGUGUCACCAAGUCUGCAGACUGCAAGCAAAGAUUCUCCUGAUGUGCCUGAAAAGCUUGAAUUACUGCUCCCAGCCAUGAAGAUGAUUGCUCCUUCAAAAAUUCUCCUAACUCAGACACAGUUCCCUCAGCCAGUGAAUAAAUUACGACAAUUGCAGCAGAGUGUAUCGAGAAGAAUGUCCUCGCUUGACAUUGACUGGUUAGACAGGUGCCAGGAGAGAACACAACUGGAUGCAGGGUUGCCCAUUUCGUCACAAGCCAGUGGGACAAACAGUGGGGGGUGUUAUCCUGUUUUGGGUCACAAGAAGACAUCAGCCAACAGCAAGUCCCUUUUCUUAAGUGACUCCACAGCAGAAGCCAGUGACACACCUCUGGACGUCAAUGACAGCAAUCAUUUGGCUAAUGGAGUGCAUCAAAAUGAUGAAUUUCCUCCAGUUAAUAGACAAUCAAAUCCAGUGAGCUACUUUUCUACAGUUGUUGAUGGAGCCGCUAAGUUAUUGAGCAAAGACCCUUUCAAAGAUGCCAUUGACUCUGGGCCUCAUGUAACUGGUCUUCAAAAACCUGCAGGAUCAGGAAAUGACUAUUUAAUGGAUGCUGCUUCUCACCAAAGAAAGCUUCCUGAAGUGAAAAUCCAAAAGCCAAUAGAAAGUGGGCUGGAGUGCCCAUUAAACGACGAUUCAGUGACCAUGGGGCAGAGAACUUCUUAUGCCCGAAAUUGCCCCCAGGACAUCAGUGACUCAGGCACUGAGUUAAAAGAGUUACAGACUGGCUGUGAGAGUGAACUGAACAAUAUAAAAACAAGAGGCAAAAAGAGACAGAGAACAGAGGCGAAACAGAGUGCUGGAGCUUGUCAGGGUGAGAUCAAGAAAGGUAGAAGGACAGCCAAGCGUUCAGGCACUUGCUCAGCUCUGACAAUAGAGAAGAGGCAAGCACUCAAAGUUGGUUCCAAGCCCGAGACAGAUGAAAGCCCUUGUGCCGAGGACGAUGGCAAAAGUAAACCAAAAUCUGGGAUUCCCCAGGAGAAUCUUUUCGGGGACGUAGAAGAGGGGAUCCUCCAUUCAGAAUCUCGAAGGAGCAAUGCAGCAAGGGUCACACCUCCUAAAAAGGAUGGAAACUUUGUGAAGAUCAACUUAAAGAAGAAAUCACACAUCAGGGGUGGGGUGUUAAGAGGAGCAUUUCUUCGCAAACAGGCCUGGAAGCAGAAAUUUCAGAUGAAAGGAGAACGUUUUGGUGGUGGCAGACGAUUAAAUCGGAAUGGGGACACGUGUUUCCGCUGUGGAGCAACAGGCCAUUGGGCAAAGGACUGCAGGGCUCAGGGGCGUAACACUGGGUUGAGAGCAACAUCCAAGGAGAAGGUGGAGACCUCUGACGUACUGGAUGAGGACAGUUCUCCACUGCCAACUCUCGAGGAAGUGGCUCGUAUGACAUCCACAACAGAAGGUAUCUCUGCUCUAGAGGAGCCAGCUGCUGAGGUGAUCUUGAACACCAUUUGUCCCUCAUUUGAACAGUCAGAAGCUCCACCAGCUGUGGAACCUUUGUACAGUCGAGGAGACGAUGGAAAUGUUAUAGCUUCUCUGCCAGAGGUUCAGGAUGCCCUUUUGGAGCUUGGGUACCAGUCUUUCAGACCAGGCCAGGAAUUAACCGUGAUGAGAAUUUUGUCAGGUCUUUCCACUUUGGUUGUACUUUCCACUGGAAUGGGGAAAUCACUUUGCUACCAGCUACCUGCAUACCUGUAUGCCAAGAGGUCAAGGUGCAUCACCUUGGUAAUUUCACCUCUUGUCUCACUUAUGGAUGACCAGAUAUCCGGGCUCCCUUCCAAAUUAAAGGCGGUUUGCAUUCACUCCGGUAUGACAAGAACACAGAGAGAUGCAGCUGUGGAAAAGGUGAAAGAGGGAAAGGUCCACAUUCUGUUGCUCUCCCCUGAAGCGCUUGUUGGGGGCGGCCAAGCUGGCUCAAGCUGUCUUCCACCUGCACGUGAUCUUCCCCCAGUGGCUUUUGCUUGUAUUGAUGAGGCACACUGUGUCUCUGAGUGGUCGCAUAACUUCAGGCCAUGCUACCUGCGUCUCUGUAAGGUACUGAAGGAACGUUUAGGGGUGAGGUGCCUCCUGGGACUGACAGCUACGGCCACACAAGCAACAGCCCGGAGCGUAGCUCAUCACCUCGGGAUCCAGGAGGCAGAAGGGUUAGCUGUACGCUCUGCUGAUGUACCAGCCAAUCUUUUCCUCAGCGUGUCUACGGACCGGGACAGAGACCAGGCCCUGGUGACUUUGAUCCGAGGUGAACGGUUUGCCUCCUUGGACUCCAUUAUUAUCUACUGUACUCGGCGGGAGGAGACGUCUCGCAUUGCUGCUCUGCUUCGGACCUGCCUUCAGGGAGUAACUCUGAAGGAGCCAUCCUCAGAACUGAAUAAGAAGGGUAGGAUGCCUGAAGAACUCAUAGCAGAAAGGAAGAAAGCAAUGGCCAGGAGGAAGGUGAGACAACCUUUAAAGUGGAUUGUCGAUUGCUAUCACGCUGGAAUGUCUGCAAGUGAGCGAAGGAGAAUCCAGAACAACUUCAUGAGCGGGCAGCUACGGAUUGUCGUGGCAACAGUGGCAUUUGGCAUGGGCUUGGAUAAGUCCGAUGUCCGAGGGAUCAUUCACUACAACAUGCCAAAGAGCUUUGAGAGCUACGUGCAGGAGAUCGGCCGGGCUGGGAGAGAUGGAAAACCAGCCCAUUGCCACCUUUUCCUUGAGCCAGAGGGCGGGGAUAUGAAUGAGCUCAGACGGCAUAUCUAUGCUGACACCGUGGAUUAUUAUACUGUCAAAAAACUGGUCCAGAAAGUAUUCCCUCCCUGCAAGUGCCGUGACAUCCACCAGAAACUGCAGGAUAUCAACAGCUGUGGGGAAAUUGCAGACGAUGAGAUGAUGGACAUCCCUGACCCAUCUGAUGAGGUGUUCCCUGAGGAAAGUAAGCCUUUCAAAGAAGAUGACAGGACUCUUCCAAGGAUCUGCCCCAAGCACGAGAGAGCAUUGCCGAUUCAGAAAACAGUGGAAAUGUUGGAUAUCCGGGAAGAAGGGAUUGAGACUUUGCUCUGCUACUUGGAGCUUCACCCCCAACGCUGGCUGGAAUUGAUCUACCCAACCUAUUCACACUGUCGCCUCACCUGUUACAAUGGACCCUUACAGCUCAGAGCCGUGGCAAGAAGGUGUCCUGCUGUGGCCGCGGCCCUUGCCAAAGCCCAGUUGUCCGGCAUCGAUCAUUCCCACUCCAGUUCAAUAGAGUUUGAUGUGGUGGAGCUGGCGGAUUCAAUGGGAUGGGAGCUGCUCACAGUCAAACGGGAACUGAGGCAACUACAGUGGAUGACUGAUUGCAGGAAAGGAAUUCCGGGCACUGGGAAGAGUGGAGUACUGGUGGAGUUCAGCGACCUUGCCUUCCACUUCCGGUCCUACGGAGAUCUCAACCACCAAGAACUGGAUAGGAUCUGUGAAUUCCUGCACCAGCGGGUUCUGUCCCACGAGAAGUCUGCCCUGCUCUGCCUCAAGGCUUCCUUCAAGUCUUUCCACAGUGUGGCCUGUAGGAACUGCGGUAUGUGUGCCGAUGCCAUUGACUUGGAGAAGAGUGCACAGUUAAAGCAGUUGCUGAAGGAUUACUUUGACCAAAACAACCAGGGUCAACUGGCUGCCUACCCAGAACUGGAGGAGGACAAUGACCUGGACAGGGUGAAGUUCAGCGACUGGGAGACUCACAUCCGUGCUGACAUCCGCCUGUUGCUGUCGCUUCGCCUCGACGAGAAGUUCUCGGGCAGAGCCAUCGCGAGGAUAUUUCAUGGGAUUGAGAGUCCCUGCUAUCCAGCUAAGGUUUAUGGACGGGAUCGAAGAUUCUGGCGAAAGUAUCUCAAAUUUGACUUCAAUCAAAUAAUACAGAUUGCAACAGAGGAAAUAAUUGCGAUGAAAUGUUGAGGGAUGCCCAUUGCAAAGGAUUCUGCAAUGUCUAACACCAUUACAGGCAGCUGCAGUGAGUGUCUAAAUGUAAAUGUUCUGCAAGUUUGGUGAGGGGUUUGGCAGCAGUCGACAGAGGUGAAAUUGGAGAGGUGGACACUUCCUUGCCCCUACUUUGUGGUAACUAACGAAUUGCGACAGUGGCUCCUGUUCACUUCAGUCUAUCCACCCACAAAAAAGACAAAGGAACAUCAGUGGAAGCAAGGCCCUAUUUAGUCACGAUGGAGCAGGAGGAGGGAUCCUCACAGAGUAGAAAUUGUCAAUGAGACUGGUUCCAUCCUGGCCUCCUGACUGAUGGUAACCAGUGAGAUGUGGUUCAGAUCGGGAGCUGAGGGGUAAAGCUAAUAUGGUAACAUCAGCACAGAGUUUAGGGGAAGCGUCCAGCAACAGCUCCCAGCAUCUGAUCAAAAUGUGUGUUGUAAUGGUGAAACCUGCUAUCACUGUGUAAUAGGCAGGAACUAUUAAAAAGAGGAAAACACAAGGAAAUGCAAGCUAAUUUUACUGCGAACAGAUCUUCCAUCUGAAGUACAGAUUCAAAUCAAAAACAUCAAAAAAAAACAUUCUACAUGUAGAAAUAUUUUACUUUUCUCAAUUUGGACAAAGUUAUUUUUAAUAAUCUCCUUUGAUCACAGUGACAUAUUUAAGAAUAAAGAGUUUUAAAAAGCCUCCUGAUCUCUCGCAACUUUGGUUAUUCAGUUGCCUCCUUCACUGUGGUAGCAGAGAGCCUGUAUGUGAAUAGAAGAAACAGCAGUGUCUGAAGACAGCUUGUGUUACAGUGGACUGUCAGCUAUUACAGUCACACUCUAUGUCCUUCUUUAUCUACAAAGCUCUUACGCCUUUGGUAAGAUAUCUCUCAAAAGAAACUUUUUGUAGCUUUUUAAAUAAAUUUUGCUAUGAUUGUUUUCUCUCUUUCAGCAAUAGUGCUCUUGGUCUUUGUGUCAGUAGCUUACAGUGCUUCCCUUCUGGAAUUUUAGAAUUGACUAAUUCCACCUUCCAAGCCUGUGGCUUACCCAAUCCUGUUUGCCCCCAACAAUUGAAGUGUUUGAAGCCUCUGGGCCUGUAUAGAAGAAUGAGGGGGAAUAUCAUUGAAAUCUAUAGAAUAUAGAAAGGCUUGGAUUGAGUGGAUGUGGAGAGGAUGGUUUCAAUAGACAAUAGGUGCAGAAGUAGACCAUUCGGCCCUUCAAGCCUGCACUGCCAUUCUGAGAUCAUGGCUGAUCAUCUACUAUCAAUACCCGGUUCCUGCCUUGUCCCCAUAUCCCUUGAUUCCCCUAUUCAUAAGAUACCUAUCUAGCUCCUUCUUGAAAGCAUCCAGACAAUUGGCCUCCAC
Hypanus sabinus (Atlantic stingray) is the source of this 6127-nucleotide messenger RNA. It is a transcript of the gene recql4, whose product is annotated as RecQ helicase-like 4. Gene Ontology annotation, biological process: double-strand break repair via homologous recombination; DNA replication; telomere maintenance. The record is from RefSeq and is a predicted model, not a curated record. Gene Ontology annotation, cellular component: cytoplasm; chromosome; nucleus. Gene Ontology annotation, molecular function: zinc ion binding; nucleic acid binding; ATP binding. Bases 271 to 4761 code for a protein of 1496 amino acids. Lineage: Eukaryota; Metazoa; Chordata; Chondrichthyes; Myliobatiformes; Dasyatidae. The transcript has 26 exons.